Messenger RNA from Medicago truncatula (barrel medic), 1221 nucleotides. RefSeq lists its product as uncharacterized. Gene Ontology annotation, molecular function: kinase inhibitor activity. The coding region runs from base 112 to 795 and encodes 227 amino acids. The record is from RefSeq and is a predicted model, not a curated record. Gene Ontology annotation, cellular component: plasma membrane. NCBI's taxonomy places the organism in Eukaryota, Viridiplantae, Streptophyta, Magnoliopsida, Fabales, Fabaceae. The transcript has a single exon.
ACUGUUUAGAUGGCAUCUACACAGUUCCCAUUAUAUAAACCUUAAACUCUUUUCAACUUGAAAUCAACAGAGCUUGAAAACACUCUCCAACUCCAGUAUACAUAAUUACAUAUGCCACAUUUAAGAUUAAGAAGAAGCUCCAUGAAAUUGAAAACACAAAUCCCCCACUCUGAUCACUCACCCUCAAAAAGCACAACUCCCAGCGACUCCUUCUCCUUUCCGAGCACCCCGAACAAAGAAGAUUCCGACUUCGAAUUCGGGUCCCUAACCCCUGAUUCACCCUCCUGUACAACAUCACCAGCCGAUCAACUUUUCUUCAAUGGCCGCCUCCAACCUCAUUCAUUCCCUCUCAACAAUAUUGUCAUCACGAGCCGAACGAGCAGCAUCGGCAGCAAAGGCUCGUUACUUUCGUCGCGGAGCAACAGCACCAACAGCACCUGUAGCAGCGCUAGAACAAGUGCUAGUGACAGUUCCGAGCGAAGGCUUUUUAUUCAUAACAACAUGUCAAAGCUUUCUUCUAGAUCUGUUGCUCGUCCUGUUCAACAGUCAUAUGGGUGUUCUCAAAGGUGGCAGUAUAUAACUCCGGUGCCAGCCGCAUUGAACCGUGACACUUCCAAGAGAAGAAAACAGCAACGGGCGAAAAGGAAGAAGAAGAAGAAGAAGAUCAAGAAGAGGGUAUCUUUGCGCGUUGUCCGGAGUAUUUUCCGGUGGUUUUUCAUUGCUUGUAGACAAUGUCAUGCCAUGGAACCGUCCAAGACAAACAAUAAAGGGAUAAAAAUUAAAAAGAGUAAUUAAUUGAAUGCUUGUUUUACCGGUGCUUUAUCCUUGAACUUUGCUGGUGUCUCCGAAGCUAUGAAGUACGCACACUUCUCCGAUUAGAUGUGUCCCGUGUCGAUGUCCGACACCGAAACCGACACGAUACCUAUGUUUACACUGAAUUAUGUCAUUUUCUCAAAUUAUUAUCCGUAUCGACGUGUCGGUGUCCGUGUCCGUGUCGUGUCCGGUGUCUGUGUCUGUGUCCGUGUCCGUGCUACAUAGCUCCGAAGGGGUAAUUGUUGGUUCCAUGAUUUUGUGAAUAGGUAGCUUCUGAUAUGUGAAGCAAUUUUUGUUUCUGCGUGGAUAAAUAUAACAUAGUUUACUUAAGAGAAGAAUUGAGAUGAUAAUAUGAUUGUAUAUUGGCUACCAAAAUAAAUUGUUUGAUAUUUUGCUACUAGUGGCAAA